Messenger RNA from Lymnaea stagnalis (great pond snail), 9113 nucleotides. NCBI's taxonomy places the organism in Eukaryota, Metazoa, Mollusca, Gastropoda, Lymnaeidae. The record is from the annotation of a GenBank genome assembly.
CUAACAAUUUCAGUCUGGUCACUUUGAAGCUGACCCAGAUGCAACGUCUGACACCACACCUCCUGAGGUCAGGAUGCGACUUUCUACACGCCCUGGUCAAUCUCUUGGAGGGUCAAACUAUGCUGAAAAGCUUGGAUUUAAGCAAUGCAGGCCUGACAGUUGAUCAAGGUCAGAUAUGUGGUCUUACAUGUCUUACAUGUGGUAUUAGGACAGGGUCGGGUGGUAUGUUCAUAUAGUCCAGGUGAGAAUAAGAUAUUUUGGUCUUACUGAGCGGGGUCAAGGUGCAAUGGUUUUUGACUCAUUAUCCAAAGUAAAGGGCGUUUGAUUUAGUCUCUGUUGUGAACUGGAUUAUUGUGAAUGUGGGGUAGGGGGAGUUGUUGACCGUGAGGUCUCAAGAGAGGAGAACAGAGCCUCAUCACCCAAAUGAGGACUGGACACUGCGCGACACGCAGCUAUCUCCACAGACUAGAGGAUCGAAGGGAACCAAACUGCAGAUUCUGUGGCGAAGCAGACAAAACAGUGGCUCAUUUGGUCAUCACGUGUCCUAGUGGGGGAACGGGGGCAAACGGGCGAGACCCGGAAGCCUGCCUUGAAGAUGUGAUAUACGGGGAUGCCCAGCAGAUGAGGCUCACCGCCAAAUUAGUAGCCAGGGCUCUAAGAGACUAAGUCACAGCCCAAUAGAGUAUUGACGUUUAUUAGUCUCUGUUGUGAACAGGAUUGUUGUGAAUGUGGGGUAGGGGGAGUUGUUGAUCGUGAGGUCAGAGCGUGAAGUUAGUCCGUGAUGUGGAACGUAAGUAUGUGCUGAGUGUUUUGUUGAGAUAUAAAAGGGAAGUGUUUUAGUUGACAGGAGAGACGAGUGAUCGUUAGUUGAUAGUGAGAGAUGGGUCGAUGAGUCAGAGUCCAGAGUAGAGUCAAGAGAUUCGCUGUAGGGCUUGUUGCCUGAGGAUAGCAUUUUUCUACUGAAUGAAUUAUGUAGCAACUUUGUUCUGUAACAAGUUGAUGUUUUAGUACAUGGAAAUAAAUACAUAAUUUACAAUGGACUAUUCAGAGUUUGAGUUACUUGACCAAAAGAGAGACGAGAUUUAACCUUACAGGUCUGACAUGACGUUAGACAUCGAUUAGUCACCAUCGGAUGUACUAGACCAACGGAGGAAGGCCGCAAAAAUUGGAGGCCGCAACAGUCUCAUAGCUUAGCUAUCCAUGGCGUCAAGUUGGCAACAUAAAUGAACACUCGACACACAAUGCACUCAGGUCAAGAGCAAACAGUGCACAGCAAAGACGUUCAUUAUGGUGCAUCAAUGAACAUUCGACACACAAUGCACCCAAGUCAAGAGCAAACAGUGCCCAGCAAAGACGUUCAUUAUGGUGCACCAAUGAACAUUCGACACACAAUGCACCCAAGUCAAGAGCAAACAGUGCCCAGCAAAGACGUUCAUUAUGGUGCACCAAUGAACAUUCGACACACAAUGCACCCAAGUCAAGAGCAAACAGUGCCCAGCAAAGACGUUCAUUAUGGUGCACCAAUGAACAUUCGACACACAAUGCACCCAAGUCAAGAGCAAACAGUGCCCAGCAAAGACGUUCAUUAUGGUGCACCAAUGAACAUUCGACACACAAUGCACCCAAGUCAAGAGCAAACAGUGCCCAGCAAAGACGUUCAUUAUGGUGCACCAAUGAACAUUCGACACACAAUGCACCCAAGUCAAGAGCAAACAGUGCCCAGCAAAGACGUUCAUUAUGGUGCACCAAUGAACAUUCGACACACAAUGCACUCAAGUCAAGAGCAAACAGUGCACAGCAAAGACGUUCAUUAUGGUGCACCAAUGAACAUUCGACACACAAUGCACCCAAGUCAAGAGCAAACAGUGCCCAGAAAAGACGUUCAUAAUGGUGCACCAAUGAACACUUGACACACAAUGCACUCAAGUCAAGAGCAAACAGUGCCCAGCAAAGACGUUCAUUAUGGUGCACCAACAAAAAUAUCCAUUGAACGAUCUUGACCCACCUGGCCGCAUCGCUCAAACAUUUGUUUUGUUUCAUGUGGAGAGCAGACGAGAUUAUUGACGGAAAAACCCGAGUGGGGAUCUCCGGGUCCGGACAGUUCCGAUGGCGCGAAAUGCGUUUAUUCCAACCUGCACAAUCUCAGGAACACAUCUAUCAAAAACAUAUAAGAAGGUCAUUCUAUUAUAACUAGGUCAUUCUAUUAUACGUAUGUAAUAUCUCUAUAAGUUAGCCAUUUCGUUAGACCUGGGUCACAUAGUUCCACAAUUAACAAUGGUUUAGAUGAGUGACACUGUCAUGAGUUGGCAAACUUUACUCUGUAAAAGUUUGAAAAAUUCUGCUCUGUCACACAUUUGACAACUUUAAAAAAACAAGCUAUUUUAUCUAGGAUCUUAUGAUGUAAAAUUUUAAGGAGUGAAGUUGACAAAACAUAAAGGUUACCAAGGGUGAUCAUAGAGUAGACCAAACAUAAAGGUGACCAUGGGUGACCAUAGAGUAGACCAAACAUAAAGGUGACCAAGUGGGAUCAUAGAGUAGACCAAACAUAAAGGUGACCAAGAAUGGAUCAUAGAGAAGACCAAACAUAAAGGUGACCAUGGGUGAUCAUAAAGUAGACUAAACAUAAAGGUUACCAUGGGUGAUCAUAGAGUAGACCAAACAUAAAGGUGACCAUGGGUGACCAUAGAGUAGACCAAACAUAAAGGUGACCAAGUGUGAUCAUAGAGUAGACCAAACAUAAAGGUGACCAUGGGUGACCAUAGAGUAGACCAAACAUAAAGGUGACCAUGGGUGAUCAUAAAGUAGACUAAACAUAAAGGUGGCAAAGGGGUCACUUUUUAACAACAAAGUGUGUCGCGGACCGCUUAGACACGCAAGUCCACCACUGACUGAAGGGGAUCUUAGAAUAGACCAAAUAUAUAGGUGGAAAAAAGUGAUCAUAGAAAAACGAUACAGACGACCAAAGGUGAUUAUAGACCAAACAUAAUGGUUAAGAAAAGGUGAUCAUAGUGAAGAUGAAACAAGUACUUGAGUGACCCAAAGUAAAGGUGUCGAGACAGUGGUUUUUCUUGAACUUGAUAUUGGACUCGAACCGAACCAGAAUCAAACACGCUGACCCCUGCUGUACCAUGAUAAGUCAUGAAACAAUUUUUACUUUUUUAUAGUGUGUUUUAAAGCUUUUCCUAUUAAACAUUUAAUCAGUAUAUUUUAUGAUUUUAUGAUUUUAUGAUUUAUUUAAAUUAAAACCAGACUAUUUUCAAGCAACGAUAAUUACGGAACGAACUGAACUUCAGUGGUACCCGAACUUCAAAGGUUGCCUGAAUUAAUAUAGUUUCCGAAAUUCGGUAGUUGCCUAAAUUCAAUGUUUUUCGAACUUUAGUGGUUGCAGAAAUUCAGUUUUUUCGAACUUAAAUGGUUGCAUGACUUCAGUUAUUGCCGAACUUCAGUUAUUGCCGAACUUUAGUUAAUUCCGAACAUCAGUGGUUUCUGAACCAAACACGGUGUUUAUUUAUUACCGAACCCAACCCAACCCGUACUUAAGUUGUUUCCAAACCGAACCCGAAUUUCAGCGCUAACCGAACUGACCCCGAAGUGGGUUCAAUCCUCAAAUCUACUCUUGACCCACCAGGUUUGCGUUUACUGCUGGCCGUGUGCAAGAACUGUGGAGAAACCCUCCACUCACUGAAGAUCUUUAAACUGAUGACCCCUGAACUUGGCCUUGACAUUGGCACUGAUGCCAGAUACUUGAUGGCGCUCUCACAGUUUGUAAAUGUAUCAGGUAACUUGAUGCUUCCUUUUUUGUCACUGUCAGGUAACUUGAUGCUUCCUUUUUGUCACUGUCAGGUAACUUGAUGCCUCCUUUUUGUCACCGUCAGGUAACUUGAUGCUUCCUUUUUGCCACGGUCAGGUAACUUGAUGCUUCCUUUUUAUCACUGUCAGGUAACUUGAUGCUUCCUUUUUGUCACUGUCAGGUAACUUGAUGCUUCCUUUUUGUUACUGUCAGGUAACGUGGUAUUUUGUGUCACGUGACACUAUGACUGAAGGUUAUUAUUGUGAGUAGUGAGUGAAGUUGGUGACCUGAUUGGCCUGUGUUGUUGUUAUGUGGUAUGACUGGACGCGCUGAGUUGUUUUUAUUCAUGAAUGUGUUCAACUUAAAUGCAUGGAAAAGUGGAAUGAGUGAUCAUGAAUGUAGAGGUAUAAAAAGGAUGUUUAAUGUAGAAUAAAGGUCAGUUGUUACACCGAACACAGAAGAGUGCGAAUCAUUCAUUUCUAUUACAUGUCACACAUAAAUGUACACUGUACAUCCCACCCCAGUACUGAGUGUCAGUGACAUGUACAUGAGUGUAAUUUACGCCAUAUUCGUCCAUCCUACCCCAGUACUGAGGGUCAAUCACACCUACAUGUCCGACGACGUCCUGUUCCUGCUCUCCGCGCACGGGAAGCUUAAAGACCUCGCCAUCCACGCAGAAUACUACUACUACGGACGUGCGGACAGCCGGACAUCGGAGGAAGCGUGGCAACUCUUGACGCUCAAAUGUCCGGAUCUCGAAGUCACAUUCGUCAUUAAGGUAAGAAUAAGUUGACGCGUAUGAUUUGUAAGCGACUGUCACUCGUCUGGUUUGCAGUUAAUACAUCAUAAUCGGUAUGAUUGUAAGCGACUGUCACUCGUCUGGUUUGCAGUUAAUACAUCUUAAUCGGUAUGAUUGUAAGCGACUGUCACUCGUCUGGUUUGCAGUUAAUACAUAUUAAUCGGUAUGAUUGUAAGCGACUGUCACUCGUCUGGUUUGCAGCCAAUACAUCUUAAUCGGUAUGAUUGUAAGCGACUGUCACUCGUCUGGUUUGCAGUUAAUACAUAUUAAUCGGUAUGAUUGUAAGUGACUGUCACUCGUCUGGUUUGCAGCCAAUACAUCUUAAUCGGUAUGAUUGUAAGCGACUGUCACUCGUCUGGUUUGCAGUUAAUACAUAUUAAUCGGUAUGAUUGUAAGCGACUGUCACUCGUCUGGUUUGCAGCCAAUACAUCUUAAUCGGUAUGAUUGUAAGCGACUGUCACUCGUCUGGUUUGCAGUUAAUACAUAUUAAUCGGUAUGAUUGUAAGCGACUGUCACUCGUCUGGUUUGCAGCCAAUACAUCUUAAUCGGUAUGAUUGUAAGCGACUGUCACUCGUCUGGUUUGCACUUAAUACAUAUUAAUCGGUAUGAUUGUAAGUGACUGUCACUCGUCUGGUUUGAAGCCAAUACAUCUUAAUCGGUAUGAUUGUAAGCGACUGUCACUCGUCUGGUUUGCAGUUAAUACAUAUUAAUCGGUAUGAUUGUAAGCGACUGUCACUCGUCUGGUUUGCAGUUAAUACAUAUUAAUCGGUAUGAUUGUAAGCGACUGUCACUCGCCUGGUUUGCAGCCAAUACAUCUUAAUCGGUAUGAUUGUAAGCGACUGUCACUCGUCUGGUUUGCAGCCAAUACAUCUUAAUCGGUAUGAUUGUAAGCGACUGUCACUCGUCUGGUUUGCAGUUAAUACAUAUUAAUCGGUAUGAUUGUAAGCGACUGUCACUCGUCUGGUUUGCAGUUAAUACAUCUUAAUCGGUAUGAUUGUAAGCGACUGUCACUCGUCUGGUUUGCAGUUAAUACAUCUUAAUCGGUAUGAUUGUAAGCGACUGUCACUCGUCUGGUUUGCAGUUAAUACAUCUUAAUCGGUAUGAUUGUAAGCGACUGUCACUCGUCUGGUUUGCAGUUAAUACAUCUUAAUCGGUAUGAUUGUAAGCGACUGUCACUCGUCUGGUUUGCAGUUAAUACAUCUUAAUCGGUAUGAUUGUAAGCGACUGUCACUCGUCUGGUUUGCAGCCAAUACAUCUUAAUCGGUAUGAUUGUAAGCGACUGUCACUCGUCUGGUUUGCAGUUAAUACAUAUUAAUCGGUAUGAUUGUAAGUGACUGUCACUCGUCUGGUUUGCAGCCAAUACAUCUUAAUCGGUAUGAUUGUAAGCGACUGUCACUCGUCUGGUUUGCAGCCAAUACAUCUUAAUCGGUAUUAUUGUAAGCGACUGUCACUCGUCUGGUUUUGCAGCUAAUACAUCAUAAUCGGUGUGAUUGUAAGCGACUGUCACUCGUCUGGUUUGCAGCUAAUACAUCAUAAUCGGUAUGAUUGUAAGUGACUGCCACUGGUCUGGUUUGCAGCUAUUACAUCAUAAUCGGUAUGAUUGUAGGCGACUGUCACUCGUCUGGUUUUGCAGCUAAUACAUCAUAAUCGGUAUGAUUGUAAGCGACUGUCACUCGUCUGGUUUGCAGCUAAUACGUCAUAAGGCAUUUUUCUUGACUCUUUGACUUGAAAAUCUUUUGACUGUUUAGUUCUUUAUUUGUAUUUUCUCAAUGCUUGUGUCCCUUGUGUAAGCGGACACUCGCGGUUAGCAUCCACACUUGACCAUAAUAAAAAAACUGUCACACUGUUUUGUGCCGACUCUUAGGGUUAUUCUAAAUACUGUCACAUUGUUUUGUGCUGACUCUUAAGGGUUAUUUUAAAUACUGUAACACUAUUUUGUGCUGACUCUUAAGGGUUAUUUUAAAUACUGUAACACUAUUUUGUGCUGACUCUUAAUUGUUCUUCCAAAUACUGCUACACUAACAUGUGAAUUCCAUUGCCACUGUGUAUUCCCAAGGGAGUAAGCCAUGACCAGUCCCUGUGUGACAUACUGACCCCGUCGAUACCACUUUGUAUGCUCCUCUGGUUCCCUGCAAACUACACCACCUCGUUCAACACCAAGAACUGUUUCCAGCAUAUCGCGUCACAUUUCCAGGUGAAAACUGCCUUCCUAACUUUUUUUUUAAGUCGGUGCUUCUCAAACUAGGAACGAUUAUCAUCAAGCUAUUUACAUUAGAAAUGGGUCAUUCGAAAAAUGAACAUAUUAAAAAAAACACGUUCAAAAUGAACGGAUGAUCACUUAGUUAAACAUCUCACUGUCCAAGUAGCGAUAAAAACAUUUAGUUCAAAUCUUAAUGAAAAUACCUCAGUGUCUUAGUGGCCUUGAACACACUUAUUUCAAAUCUUACUGAGAAUGCCCAAUUAUCCAAGUGGUCUUAAACACAUUUAGUUCAUAUCUGACUGGGAAUGCCCAAUUAUCCAAGUGGUCUUAAAAACAUUUAGUUCAUAUCUGACUGGGAAUGCCCGAUUAUCCAAGAGGCCUUAAACACAUUUAUUUCAAAUCUUACUGGAGUGCUCAAUUGUCUAAGUGGCCUUAAAAAAUUAGUUGAUAUCUUACUGAUAAUGCCCCAUUGUCUAAGUGGCCUUGAACACAUUUAGUUCCUAUCUUACUGAGAAUGCCCCUAAACACACUCUCUAUAAAAGGUGACGAUACAUUUAAAUCCCAACCCCACUUUGAAUAGUAAUUCUCCUUUCUUUUCCAGAAAAGUUUACGCGAUCUUGUCUUAUUCCUUGACUUCUCUUUUUUAAACGAUGAGGAGGAUAUAGCCAAUGUCAUUGCCAAGUAAAUAUGCAAUCUUCAUACGUUCUGUCACAGUGCUUCUCAAACUGAUGGGCCGCGGACCGGCAUGACGGUCAAUAUGGAACAAUUUUGAGAAAGAACAUUUAUCCAGCAAUUGAAAGCAGAACCCCGCUGUCAUUUGAAUUUGUUACAGCCGUGUUCCUUCACCCUGAACAUUUGAGAAGCGCUGCUUUGACAUGGGAACUGCUAAAGAAUAAACCUAUUCGAAAACAACAGUAAAAUUUAAAUAAUGAAUGCACCGUCUACUGUGAUGCUUCUACAUUUAAUAUAUACAUUUAGUUCUCUAUUUUAAUAUAUACUUUUUAUUCUGUAUUUUAAUAUAUACGUUUUAUUCUAUAUUUUGAUAUUUACGAUUUUUUCUCUAUUUUAAUAUAUGCGUUUUAUUCUCUAUUUUGAUAACAUAAGUUUUAUUCUCUAUUUUAAUAACAUAAGUUUUAUUCUCUAUUUUAAUAACAUAAGUUUUAUUCUCUAUUUUAAUAUAUGCGAUAUAUUCUCCAUUUAUAUGUAUUCUUUGUAUUCUCUAUUUGACUCAACUUCCGUUUCCGGUCAUUGCUGUGUUGACCAGGUGCACGUGCUUGAAUACGCUAAUCAUCGACUCUAAAAUGAAGGUCCAGCAACAGAUCCGCGUGGAGAGGGCGAUUCGCAAGGCCGUCGGGCAACAGCCGGACCAUCGCCUUCAGACGGUCAUCAUCAACAACGAGGUCAUCAACCUGGAGGAGACCUGGCUGACGUCCUUGAUAGGCUGGCUGGUGGUGCUCGUCAACUGAAGCUAGGCUGGCUGGUGGUGCUCGUCAACUGAAGCAAGGCUUGUGGAUCGCCAUCAGACCAAAAGCUGCCCCCCCCCUCCACGGGCGAGAUGUCGUCGCAUUGCUACGUGGAGCCAUUCAUGAACUUUGUCAUCACACCAAACAAGGCAUCGUCACCACAAAGAAAGGGCACCAUCAAACAACAUUACAUGCAAUAAAACACAAUCCAUUUAUCCUAAUUCAAUUCGUGUGACAUGAUACAUUUCCCCCAGUGUAAAAGUAUACCUGACCAUGAAAGCGAAAGUUCGAGGAAAAAAAAAAGAUUGGCCAACCUGUUAGGGGAUUUAGUGGCAUUCAAUGAACAUCCAUUAAAUGGCGUAAUGUUGGUGAGGGGCUAGCAAAAGAAAAGCCACCAUUGUUGAUACAAGGUAAACAUAUCAUAUAUAUCAAUGUAUCGUUAUGUAAAAAGCAUGUCUGAUUAAAUAAGUAAACUAUCUUAUGUCUGAUUACAUUAGUGAACAACUGAUAAUAGAGUGUUCCUAUCUCUUGCUGUUUGCUAGGAAUUAUGCCUUUCCAUUGAUCAUGAUAUAACAUCAUAAUUAUGUCUUUCCAUUGAUCAUGAUGUAACAACAUAAUUAUGUCUUUCCAUUGAUCAUGAUGUAACAACAUAAUUAUGUCUUUCCAUUGAUCAUGAUGUAACAACAUAAUUAUGUCUUUCAAUUGAUCAUGAUGUAACUUCAUAAUUAUGUCUGCGAUAUUUGACCAAGAGUAGAGGGCGCUAUUCUUUAACAACAUCACAUCACCAUCUUAUCAAUAAAGAUGUUCAUUUAAAUGCCAUCAUAGCUACCAUCAUAACUACCAUCAUAGCUACCAUCACAG